AUAGCUCUGUCUCUCCGUGACGCCUCAGCAGCCGCGGGUCGGGUUGCUGUGUAUCCCAAGAAAUGUUUCACAACACAAGUUGUCAGCUCUGCAGAUGGGUGUCCACACUCCGCUGUUUUUCUCAAGCAUGACUCAGUCCUCUGCAAAAACUCUUCUCCCUUGUAAAUCCUGGACCAAACCCUGUGUCUGACGCCCCAUCUAGUGUUCAGCACCGGCAGAUGCAGAGGGGGUCUGUGCACAAGAAAGAGGUGACUGGAGAACUCACAGCAUUUUCAGCGAUGUUAAACCACCUUUAUAAAACUUAUUUGUCUCCAAGAGAGCUCGGAGAGAGCCCAGGCGACACGGAUUCCUGCAUAUCCCACUGCCAGUUCAGUUAUUUCCUCUGGAUUCUCUGCAGUCUCUGGGUGUCCCCAAGUGGAGAUAGCAGCUGAAAAGCCCUGGAAACCCAGCUCCUUCUGUGCCUGGCAGCCCACCCCGGGGCUUGGAGGACACCUGGGCAAACCCAGGAAUGAAACCUAUUUCAGCCUUGGAAUAAAGAGCCAAGAGUCGAUGGCAGCUGACAGCCUGGAUCCUCUCAAGCAGGGAACAAUGUCACUCCUGGCUGCUCGGCAGUCAGCAGCACUGGGCGCUCUUGCUAAGACAGUCCUCAAAUCUUGAGCAGGUAUUUUGAAUACUGUUAUUUUAAAUAACGGUGCUCAGUGUUUUUCCAAUGAGAUUUUUAAAAAUAAAAUGGAAAUUACUGAGAAGUGCGUUUCACGAUUUUUCGAUUUUUUUUUUAAUGAAAAGAGUGUCUGCUUUCUUCAUGAAAAAAAAAACAAACAAAAACAAAACCUUUUCCGCUGUCUGUCCUUUGCAAACUCGCUUUUUUUUUUUUUUUUUUUUUUUUUUUUUUUUUUUUUUUUUGGUGGUGGGGAGAUAGGCUCCGAGGACUUGGUUUUCACAAAGCAGCUUUCUGACACGUUCAGUGCUGCGAAUUGCAGAGCCCCCGGCAGUGCUUCGGGCUGUGUAAUGUCGUGUGCACAACCAUUUGCACUUAAGCCCAAAACAAGCAUCUCUGUGUUCUCCGUUAAUCACCAGCUCAAUUAGCACCUUGGUUAAGAUGCUGAGAGAUUCCAGUCCUCCUCCCAUCAGAGCUGGGAUUGUUCUAGUGAAACUCUCACUCUGCCUAUGCAAUGCUUUGUUCCCAACACUUUCAGUUCUCCUGGAGCAGCGUGAUAAGUCUGUUAACUCAUUAACACCUCCAUCUUACAGGAGACUUGGCUUCCAGCCCCAGGCUCCAAGCUCCAGGAAGUUUUUUCUGCGGUUUCUGUUUUGGUUUCUUUUCCUGCUGAGUUAGGCUGGCACCAUGAAGCUCCUGAAGGCUGCUGUAAUUUUUGUUGUUGUGCCCACUCUGACGCCGGCGGCGGCGCUGGAGCCGCUCAGCGUGGGGCUGGCUCUCGGCGUGGCCUCGGCGCUUACCGGCUACCUGUCCCACCCCAGGUUCUACUGCAACUACGUGGAGUGCUGCCCCCGCGCCGGGCAGCGCCUCAACGCCAGCGCGCUGAAGGCGCAGCUGGACAACAGGCUCUUCGGGCAGCACCUGGCCAAGGACGUGGUGCUGAAGGCGGUGCUGGGUUUCAGCAACAACCCCAGCCCCAAGAAGCCGCUGAUGCUGUCGCUGCACGGCUGGGCCGGCACCGGCAAGAACUUCCUCAGCCAGAUCCUGGCGGAGCAGGUCCACCCCGCUGGCCUGCGCAGCAAGUUCGUCCAUCUCUUCCUGGCCACCCUGCACUUCCCCCACCACGACCAGGUCAAGCUCUACAAGGAACAGCUGCAGAACUGGAUUCGAGGCAAUGUCAGUGCCUGUCCCUCCUCGGUCUUCAUUUUUGAUGAGAUGGACAAAAUGCAUCCAGGUGUCAUUGAUGCCAUCAAGCCCUUCUUAGACUAUUACGAGGAGGUUGAUGGAGUGUCCUAUAGGAAAGCCAUCUUCAUCUUCCUCAGCAAUGCAGGUGGUGAUUUAAUUAACAAAGCAGCUCUUGACUUCUGGACAAGUGGAAAGCGCAGGGAAGAUAUUCAGCUGAAAGACCUGGAGCCCUUGCUCUCUGUAGGAGUCUUCAACAACAAGAAUAGUGGGCUGUGGCACAGCAGCAUCAUUGACAGGAACCUUAUUGACUACUUUGUCCCUUUCCUGCCCCUGGAGCAGAGGCAUGUGAAGAUGUGUGUCAGGGCUGAAAUGACAGCUCGUGGCUACGCUGUGGAUGAGAAGAUUGUUCAGGCAGUGGCUGAUGAGAUGACCUACUUCCCCAAGGAGCAGAAGAUCUACUCUGAUAAAGGCUGCAAGACUGUACAGGCCAAGCUGGAUAUUCAUGAAGACCUUGUGAUGAGAGAGCUGAAAGUCAGGGGUUGAUUUCCACUUUGAGUCUCCAGAGCACUUUCAGAGUGCUUUGGAAAUUGUGUAUUUGCACUUACACUUGUUUACUGCUGCAGGGAGUAUGGUGAAAAUACCGGAGUGAGCUGUAUGGGCUUUGUAGCUUGUGUUUUUUUUGUUGUUGUUUUUUUUUAACUUAACAUAGAAUUGGGACUUAAGAGAUCAUGUAGUGCCAUCUUCUGCCAUGGGCAGGGAUACUUUCCACUCAAUCAGGUCAUCCAACCUGGCUUUUAAGCACUGUUCAUCUUUGAACUGGCUGGUAUCCCAAUGUUGCCCCCUUUAGUUUUCUUUUAAUCUAUAGAGAAUUUCUAGUGUGACACACAGCACUAGAUACAGCCUCUCCUGCUUUAUUCUUCCAAGUGUUGGGAUUAAGUAUUAAUUCCUCUUUCCACAUAAACUAGAUUGGAACAUAGGAAAAGAGAGGAAGUUUUCCAGAUAGUCAUAGUCCCUUCCAUGUACACAUUCAUAGUGAAAUGGAGGGAUGUGUGCUGUAUUCUGAACUAUGAUCACACAGGGGUGAACUCCUUGGUGCAUUGCAGUAAGAAGAUGAUAUGGUAGAAAUCUUCCUGUGCUUCAGCUGGGAAUUAUCCUACAUCUAGUACAGUAAAAGGGGAAGUCAUUAUGAGCUCCUAGGAAUCUGUUACUAAAUAAUAGAGAGAGAGCAGGGGAGGAAGAAGUAAGAGCUUACCCCAUGUUUCUUUGGGGAAAAAUAAAUUAUUAAGUGUUCUUUAAAGGGGCUGCAUAAAUUUGUGACUCCAGGUCUUCCUAAACUGGGGGACUCAUCUGAGAGAUCUUUUGCAACCUACUACGCCAGUCUUCUGUACUUAAGCAGAAAAAUCUCUCAUGAGAAUUCGACUGUUGCAGUUUGUCAGGUUAAUGUGUGUGUGUGGGCUUCUGGGCCUGAAGUCUGCAAGGUCUUUAGUGCUCCCUUCCCACUGCUCCUAAUGGUCAAGGUGUGGAUAAUGCUCCUCUCGCCUUGCUUGGAAGACACUUGGAUGGAAGAAGUUAUUUUUAAUAGUGUAUUUUUAUGCUGAAGUGUAAACAACAGCAACAAUCUCAUACCUCACUAGUUAGGUAUGUUAUAUAGUAGUAAUUUUAACAUGCCUGUGUGAAAGGUUGAGCUAUGAGUUAAGAAGCUGGGAAAGAUGAAUUUAACCUUCACCCAGUAGGGAGACUGGGUUUUAAAUGCUGUUGCAAGCUUUAACUCUUAGUCUCCCAUCACUUGUGUAUCGAAUGUUCUAAUGCAAGACAGAAGUGCCUUUCACUUUAUUGAUUGUACUGUGGUUUUAAAUUGGUACAAGGGAUGGGGCUGUUUUUGUGCUGCAUCAUCUAUUCCCUCAGUUGUUCUUAAACUUCCUUUAAGAGGUGAUGCUAAACUGUAGGUUUCAUUACAAUUAUGCUAAUUCAGAUUACAACAGAGAGUUUAGCACUCAUGUUAAGCUCUAAAUUAAAAGUGUUGAUUGCCUUUUGCAGCUCCACUGGAGUUUGUCAAACGUUGGCAAACUGUUCACACUGAUGCAACCUCCAGAGUCAAACACUUGCAAGCCAUUAACCUUGGGACAUUGGACUGUCACUUUUCAGUGUGAUGUUUUGCCUACUAACUGAUUUGUUUGUAGUUGUAUAUGCUGCAUCCAGUUUCACUUACUCCAAAAAGAAAAUAUUUGUGCUGUUUCAAAACACUAAAUACUACCGUACUGCAGUUGGAAUAAAUCCUG
Messenger RNA from Cinclus cinclus, 4122 nucleotides. Its product is annotated as torsin-1B-like. Gene Ontology annotation, molecular function: ATP hydrolysis activity; kinesin binding; ATP binding. The record is from RefSeq and is a predicted model, not a curated record. Gene Ontology annotation, biological process: protein localization to nucleus; nuclear membrane organization. The coding region runs from base 1346 to 2386 and encodes 346 amino acids. Gene Ontology annotation, cellular component: endoplasmic reticulum; nuclear envelope; endoplasmic reticulum lumen. NCBI's taxonomy places the organism in Eukaryota, Metazoa, Chordata, Aves, Passeriformes, Cinclidae. The transcript has 6 exons.